AUGGAAUUCAAGGGGUCUCAAACGCCCCUGACGUCCCCCGAGAAUGCAUUUCCCUACGCCAGUCUGCCCGCCACAUCGACUAUCCGCAUCUUGACCUUGCAUCCAGGGGCACCAUCUGAACCACUUGUCGGCACUCUCACACACGAGAUUCUUCCCACCUCGCAACCAUACGAGGCCAUCUCAUAUGUCUGGGGCAGCGACACGAGAUGCUCAGCACUCCACCUGACAGACGCGCAGACCGGGAAGUCGGGUACUCUUCCCCUGACGCAGAGCAUCCACGACGCUCUCAUGCGCAUGCGUCCUCACGACGAGUCUCGGAGACUCUGGGCAGAUCAGGUCUGCAUCGACCAAGAUGACAUCACGGAGAGGGGCCAACAGGUCAAACUGAUGGAUGUCAUAUAUCAGUCGGCGAGCCAUGUCCUCGUGUGGCUUGGGAGUGACGAACAUGGCAACGCCCAGGAGGCAAAGGAUAUGAUCAUCCACCUCGACCAAGUCUUCCGUGACGAAACACGCCAUGCAGCUUUCAAGAGAAAGCAUUCACUUGAGCUGGGACAUCGAGAUGCCGCACGCUGGGUACCCCUCUCGAAACUAACACAGCAGCCAUGGUUUACUCGAAUAUGGAUCGUCCAGGAGAUUGGCACGUCCACUCCUUCCACCCUCCAUUGGGGCCCUCAUGUGACCAUAUCCUGGGCCCUCCUCUCCCGCGUGGCCGACGUGCUCAACACAUCCUACCAUCUCCUGCGCACACGCUUCUCCAUCUUCACGCCCAACAUUCGCUACCUGGACGCUCGCUUCGUCGAGCCCGACACCCCCUAUGGCGAGGACUACAACCGCGGGAGCUUCAUCUAUGAACUACAUCGUGCACGCCACCUGCGCACAAAGGACCCAAGAGACCACGUAUAUGCAUUCCUUGGCCAUUUCUCGCGCAAGGUCGGCACCGAAGGGCUGAGGGCCAUCGAGGUGGACUACAGCAGGACCAUUGAUCAUGUCUUCACAGAUGUUGCGCGGCGUGGACUGGAGGGCGCAAAGACACUGAUCGUCCUUUCGGCAGUGCAUGGGGUCCUGGCGAGGAAUCGGACGAACCGCUCCCGCAGGAAACCGCUCAAUGUGCCCUCAUGGGUACCGGACUGGAGAGUGCUGCCGUUGCAUCUCAUCGGUUCACCAGAGUGUCCCCACCUUGCUGCGGGCAACACCCUGCCAUCCCUGGAGAUCGACGGUCGUGUGUUGAAGAUCAAGGGCAGAACGGUCGAUGUCGUGGCCAGAGCGUGGUGGACGUUCUUUGGACAGGCUUUUCAGAUCCGCGACGAUGCCGAAGCGUUGAAAGACAGAAAAGACCCGUUCGAGAUUCUCUGGAAAGACCUGACUGGGAAAGACAUGCUCGACACGGAGGAGCAGUAUCUUACGGGCGAGAGCAAGCUGUUCGCACUGAUGCAGACACUGGCCAACGGAUGCGUGGGCAUCAACCGUACCAAGGGCAUUGUCACGCUCGAGGAGAAUCUCGCUCAUGUGGCAGCAUAUCUGAUCAAAGCUGGUCUUGGAGCGAAGAUGAGCCAACAACUGGUGGAAAUGGCAGCAGGCGGCGACCCUUACCGAUGGAGCCACGAAGCAACGCUGGUGACACGGUAUCGACGGGUUGGACUCACCGAAAAGGGGUACUACCUGUUAGCCCCGGACACAUUGAGACAAGGGGACGAAAUUGUCAUCUUGGACGGGGGCAAGACGCCCUUUGUGUUGCGACCCGGACAGGACGCGACGUACGAGCUUGGCGGCGAGUGCUAUGUCCAUGGCCUGAUGAACGGUGAGGGGACGGGAGCUGACAAGGUGAUCUUCUCGAUUGUCUAA
This is a messenger RNA of Emericellopsis cladophorae, 1842 nucleotides long. Its product is annotated as Heterokaryon incompatibility protein 6. The transcript has 2 exons. Lineage: Eukaryota; Fungi; Ascomycota; Sordariomycetes; Hypocreales; Bionectriaceae. The record is from RefSeq and is a predicted model, not a curated record. Bases 1 to 1842 code for a protein of 613 amino acids.